GGCUCCGCCCCGGGCUAUAUGAGGCGGCGGCGGCGGCAGCGGGGAAGGCGGUGAGCGGCUGGUCGUGUGUGGGCGACAUGGCUUUGCUUCGGGAGGACGCACAGAGCAAGCUGAGGUCUGUAUCUGUAGACCUGAACAUUGAUCCUUCUCUCCAAAUUGAUAUACCUGAUGCUCUAAGUGAAAAGGACAGAGUGAAGUUCACUGUGCAUACUAAGACUACGCUGCCAGCUUUUCAAAGCCCUGAGUUUUCAGUUACAAGGCAGCAUGAAGACUUUGUGUGGCUGCAUGAUACACUCACUGAAACUGAGGAGUAUGCAGGACUCAUUAUACCUCCAGCACCUUCAAAGCCUGACUUUGAUGGUCCCAGAGAGAAGAUGCAGAAGCUAGGGGAAGGAGAAGUGUCUAUGACAAAAGAAGAGUUUGCCAAAAUGAAGCAAGAGCUAGAAGCUGAAUACCUCGCUGUCUUCAAGAAGACUGUAUCAUCACAUGAAAUCUUCCUUCAGCGGAUUUCUUCUCAUCCUGUGCUCAGCAAAGAUCGCAAUUUUCAUGUUUUCCUGGAGUAUGACCAGGAUCUGAGUGUUCGGAGGAAAAACACAAAAGAGAUGUUUGGUGGCUUUUUAAAAAGUGUGGUAAAGAGUGCUGAUGAAGUUCUCUUCUCUGGAGUCAAGGAGGUAGAAGACUUUUUUGAGCAAGAGAAGACUUUUCUUGUAAACUACUACAACAGAAUCAAGGAUGCGUGUUCAAAAGCAGAUAAGAUGACAAGAUCUCACAAAAAUGUUGCAGAUGACUAUAUUUAUACUUCAGCUUGCUUGAACAGCCUGGCACUAGAAGAACCUACAGUUAUCAAAAAGUACUUGUUGAAAGUUGCUGAGCUCUUUGAGAAACUCAGGAAGGUAGAGAGUAGAGUUUCAUCUGAUGAAGACUUAAAGCUCUCUGAACUGUUGAGAUACUACAUGCUCAAUAUAGAAGCUGCUAAGGAUCUUCUGUACAGACGUACAAGGGCUCUUGUUGACUAUGAAAACUCAAACAAAGCUCUAGAUAAAGCCAGACUAAAGAGCAAGGACGUCAGGCUGGCUGAGGCACAUCAGCAGGAUUGUUGUCAGAAGUUUGAAAAGAUUUCGGAAUCUGCAAAACAAGAACUGAUGAGCUUCAAACAGAAGAGAAUAGCUGCAUUCCGCAAAAACCUAAUUGAAAUGGCAGAACUGGAAAUAAAACAUGCAAAGAACAAUGUCUCUCUCCUGCAAAGCUGUAUUGACUUGUUCAAGAACUAAGGCGCCUUACUCUGAAAAAUGUGAAAAAAGCAUCAAUUGCACUCAAUGGACAGGGGCAACUUAUUGGCUUGAUUUCAUUAGCUUAAAAUAAAUAUUGUCACUGAGAUUGUUUGACUAAUACUUAAAUAUGUUGAUAGUGAUGCAUUGACUUUCUUGGUAUAAAUGGGAGCUGGAUUGUGUAUGAAUUGUCUGGAUGUAGCUAAACAUCCUGUUAGCUGAUAACUCAAAAUGAGUCAAAUGUAAGAAAUCAAUUUGCUGUUGACUGACUUCAUCUAGCAGAAAACAUUUUCUGAGGAGAACUCCUUUUUUGCAGGAUCAUAAAGUAAUCUAUCUCUUCAUAGCCCUGAUAUAUUUAAAACUUGCAAGUGGAGUGACUUGUAUAAGUGUAGUAAUUUUAUAAAGUAAAUAUCUUAACAUUCCACUUCCCAGGCAGAUUUCUACUACAAUAUAUUUUGAAUUUCUAUAACUACAUUCAGUAUUUGUACACUUGGGCAAUACAGCAAAUAAAGAUGUCUGAUACAACAA
This is a messenger RNA of Phalacrocorax carbo (great cormorant), 1796 nucleotides long. Lineage: Eukaryota; Metazoa; Chordata; Aves; Suliformes; Phalacrocoracidae. The record is from RefSeq and is a predicted model, not a curated record.